Messenger RNA from Alosa alosa (allis shad), 1482 nucleotides. Its product is annotated as THAP domain-containing protein 2-like. The transcript has 4 exons. The coding region runs from base 600 to 1283 and encodes 227 amino acids. Lineage: Eukaryota; Metazoa; Chordata; Actinopteri; Clupeiformes; Clupeidae. The record is from RefSeq and is a predicted model, not a curated record.
AUUUUUUGAGACCUAAGUGCGUGGGCCCUGGUUGAACUGUCGUGGAAUGACCCAAAGGGAAAUGCAGUUCAUUUUAAUAAGAGGCUGACCUGUUUAAUUUGUUGUACUAGCCUACUUUACUGGUUACGGAACAUUAUGGUGGAUUUCCCUUGUUACAGUUGAUUACACUGUUGCAAAGCCUGCUUGUUGUCAGUUCAAUCAUCGUUUACAUUGAUAUGGGAGGGUGAUUAGGCCUACAUUUUUUUUUAUCAGAUUUACUUCAUAGGAGCCCCAAUGUACAAUAGCCCCCUACCAGCCCAUCAGAAAAUAGUAUUUCUUGUCUUGUAUUUCUUGGGGAUAUACUACUCGCAACAAGUUAUGGAUAUCUGGCUUUCGGGUGAAAUUUAAUGUUUCAGUAAGUACCGAAGGCAACAACAUGAGACGUAAUGCCAAAACUUUAACAAGGGGAUAUAAUUUUGAGGUGAAACGGACGCUGUAUUUUUUGUUGUAAUAAUUAGAAUAUUUUAAAAUAUCUUUCAACAUAUCUUUUAAAAUAUUUUUGUAAUAUCUUUUUUAUAUUUUUAAAUAUCUUUCUCCUAGAAUAGCAUGUCCCCAUUUCCAUGCAACUUUCUGAACUUUUUCACCAUUUACAUGUUUGCGUUACAAAAGUAAAGAGGGACUUUCUGUGUAGAUUUCCAACUGACAAAGUCAGGCGCAAGGCAUGGGCAGCAAAACUGAGAAGAGAGAAUUUUACUCCAACACACUUCACCCUGCUCUGCAGCUGUCAUUUUAAACCUGAGGAUUUUGACAUAACUGGACAGACGGUCCGUUUAAGGGAAGGAGUGAUCCCAUCCAUUUUUAAGUUUCCUGAUCAAAGGCCUAGUACACCCAGGACAACCAAGACAUCACAAAAGGCAACUGUAGAAUUUCCACAUACACCGUCACAGUCACGUUCACCUGUCAGAGGACUUGAAGGACUCAACCUCAGUGAGGUGUCAAUCUCACGGACUAGUACACCCAAGACAACCAAGACAUCACAAAAGGCAACUGCAGAAUUUCCACAUCCACUGUCACGUUCACGUUCACCUGUCAGAGGACUUGAAGGACUCAACCUCAGUGAGGUGUCAAUCUCAGAUCAUCAGUAUGCCUUGGACCCACUUAAAGCAAAGCAGAAGUUAAUUGAAGCUCAGGAGGAGCUAGUGAGAUUACGACGGCACUUAAGAAAUGCUAGGGACAGAGAAAGAAGACAGAAGAAGACAGUGAAUGCCUUGUUAGAGGAUAAAAAAAGGACACAAAGCUGCUAACAGAGGAACUACAGGAGAAGCUGGAUUUCUGCUGUGGUUGGUUGACUUACUUGAUACAGGCUCUGUAAAACAGAAGAUUGUAACAUUUACCUCUGGAAAUGUUAACAAAAUCAGUACACCUACCUGUUAUUGUCACUUACAAAACCAUUAUUUUGUUUCUGUUUUGAAUUAUUUUAAAAAAUAAAAUAAAUGUGCUAAA